AUGUCCGCUCCUCUAGGCUACGUGCCCGAGAAGCCGGCGACAGGCUCGGUGAACGACACGCUCAACGACCUCCAGAACGUGACGUCGAUCAUGUCGCGUCGUACAACACGUGACCUCGCGUUCCCGUCCCUCACGCAGGCCGUGACCAUCGGAAGCACCAACGAGUACCGCGCCGAGACCCAGGCCGGCUAUAUCCGCGCCAGCGAGCUCGAGAACGGUCUCACCCCCGUCACAAGCGCACACGGUGUCCACGAGCCUGUCGAUGAGGCUCUGGCGCGCCAAAUCACCAAGGCCGUCCAGGACAAGAAAAUUGUGACGUGGCGCGAAAACGACCCCGAAAACCCAUGGAACUGGAGCACUGCCCGUCGAUGGGCAUACACUGCCAUCGUCUCGAUCUCUGUCAUGCAGGUAGCCCUGAUGAGCGCCAUUGUCACUGGUGACUUCCCCGACCAGAUGGAAGAGUUUGGCGUGUCAUCUACCGUCAUCGCUCUUACCGUCUCCCUCCCCGUCGUCGGCUUUGGUCUCGGACCUCUCCUCUGGUCGCCGAUGAGUGAGCUUUUCGGUCGCCGUCCGCUUUGGAUUCUCCCCUUCUUCGUCUAUAUCGUCUUGAACAUUCCUUGCGCUCUCGCUCCAAAUCUCGGAUGCCUGCUCGCAUGUCGCUUCCUCGCUGGCUUCUUUGGCUCGGGACCCCUCACCCUCGCCGGUGGUACAAUUGCCGAUAUCUGGGGUCCCAAGGAGCGCGGUUUCGCUAUCGCCCUCUUUGCCGCUGCACCCUACGGUGGUCCCGUCAUUGGUCCCCUCAUCGGCGGCUUCAUUGGCAAGUACGCCGGCUGGCAGUGGCUGUACUGGGUCAACAUGAUUGCGGCCUUUGUCACGUGGUGCUUCAUCUGCAUCCUUCCAGAGACGUUCGCUCCCAUUCUCCUCAAGAAGCGCGCAAAGACCCUCCGCGCCGAGACUGGUGACGACUCCUUUGUCACCGAGCAGGAAGUGCUCCGCCUCUCGCUUAACGAGAUUGUGGUCGAGACCCUCAUCCGCCCCUUCCAGAUGCUCGUCGAGGAGCCCAUUCUUCUCCUUAUGAGCCUGUAUGUCUCGCUCGUCUACGGCCUACUCUAUGCCUACUUCUUCGCCUUCCCUGUCGUCUUCGUCGAAGGAUACGGAUGGGACGAUGCCAAGACGGGUCUGACCUUUAUCUCGGUGCUUAUCGGCGUCGCUAUCGCACUCUGCAUCACUCCCCUCUUGGAGAAGCGGUACCAGGCCAAGCUGCCCAACGUCACCCCCGAGGAUCGCCUGCCAGGCAUGCUCAUCGGUGGCCCAUGGGUUCCCAUCUCGCUCUUCAUCUUCGGCUGGACCGCCCCGCCCUACGUCAUGCCCCACGGCGCCUCGUGGGUCGGCCCCUGUAUCUCGGGCGUCCCGUUCGGCGCGGGAAUGGUCCUCGUCUACUCGUCAGCCAACGGAUACCUCAUCGACGCGUUCCCCGGCUACGUCGCCUCGGCACUCGCUGCCAAGACUGUCGUGCGGUCGGGAAUGGGCGCCGCUAUGCCGCUCUUCAUUCCCCAGAUGUACCACGGUCUCACAAAUGGCGGUGCGGCCUCGCUCCUCGGCGGUCUCGCUAUUGUCAUGGCCAUGAUUCCAUGGGCGUUCUGGAAGUGGGGCCGCAAGAUCCGCAUGCGCUCCAAGCGUGCCGCGGGCAACCAGUGA
Cutaneotrichosporon cavernicola is the source of this 1698-nucleotide messenger RNA. RefSeq lists its product as uncharacterized. The record is from RefSeq and is a predicted model, not a curated record. The transcript has a single exon. Gene Ontology annotation, molecular function: spermine transmembrane transporter activity. NCBI's taxonomy places the organism in Eukaryota, Fungi, Basidiomycota, Tremellomycetes, Trichosporonales, Trichosporonaceae. Bases 1 to 1698 code for a protein of 565 amino acids. Gene Ontology annotation, biological process: transmembrane transport; spermine transport. Gene Ontology annotation, cellular component: plasma membrane; fungal-type vacuole membrane.